Messenger RNA from Erigeron canadensis, 1171 nucleotides. Its product is annotated as TVP38/TMEM64 family membrane protein slr0305-like. Gene Ontology annotation, cellular component: membrane. Lineage: Eukaryota; Viridiplantae; Streptophyta; Magnoliopsida; Asterales; Asteraceae. The coding region runs from base 162 to 962 and encodes 266 amino acids. The transcript is spliced from 9 exons. The record is from RefSeq and is a predicted model, not a curated record.
UACCUUUUUGGGGAUCCUUCCACACGUAUAACAACAACAAACAUAACACAUUCUUAACAGAGCCUCGAUUUGUGCCACAUUCUUAUUAUUAAUUACAGAGAGACCAGAAAUAAUUGUUAACAAAUUCAAAUAUUAGCAUUAGUAUUAAGUUAUUAAAAUUAAUGGCGUUAAAUUGGAAUUGGGUUUCUAUUAUUAAAAUUAGUGUUCUUAUUCUUCUUUUCGCAGCCAUCACCAUCGGUUGUUUUACUCUCCCCGUUGAAAAGGCAUUAAAAGGCUUUUUAUUAUGGGUGGAAGAAGAUCUUGGUCCUUGGGGUCCUCUUGCAUUGGCUGUUGCAUAUGUUCCUUUAACAAUUCUUGCAGUUCCUGCAUCAGUACUUACGCUUGGUGGUGGUUAUCUCUUUGGUUUGCCUAUGGGCUUUCUUGCUGACUCUAUUGGUGCUGUGAUUGGUGCAACGGCAGCAUUUGUUCUUGGCAGAACAAUUGGGAGGUCAUAUGUCAUUUCAAAGCUAGGGGAUUAUCCACAGUUCAAAGCAAUUGCAAUUGCUAUUCAGAGAUCUGGAUUUAAGAUUGUGCUCUUGCUCCGGCUUGUUCCAUUACUCCCAUUUAACAUGCUGAAUUACCUUCUUUCCGUGACUCCAAUUACCACAUGGGAGUAUAUGAUGGCUUCAUGGCUGGGAAUGAUGCCAAUUACCUUUGCACUUGUAUAUGUUGGAACAACAUUGAAGGAUCUAGCUGAUGUUACUCAUGGUUGGAGCCAGUUCUCGAAAACUCGUUGGGCGGUACUAAUUCUAAGUUUUGUGGUGUCUGUGGUCCUAAUGGUGGUAAUUACCAAAGUUGCAAAGUCAGCUCUUGAUAAAGCUUUGGCUGAAGGUACUGAUAUAGAUGGCAGUGGCACUGUGAGCUCAUCUGUUGUGGAGGAAACUCGGGUGGAUCUCCAUCAAUCGCUACUUGUCAAAGAUUGAUUCAUCCUGACAAUCAUUCAAUAAUGACGAAAAUUAGAUCUUUCCUUGAUUUUAUUCUACAAUGUAUAGCUGAACUUUCCAUCCCGGCCUCUCUUUCCCACAGUUAACUAAAGUAUCAUAGGUUAACAAUUUGACAUAUUUUUUUGGGUAAAAACAAUUUGACAUAUUCUUCGAUGCAUAUAUGAAAGUUAGCACAAUAUUUAUCGACU